AUUUAUGUUAGUUGUUUGCUUGCGAUAGGUUCACGCGUUUCUACGUCUCGACUCGGAAAAAUAAAAAAUUAUGCGGUAUUUUGCGAUCAAAUUGUUUAAAAUUGUGCAUAAUUAAAAUGAAAUAUACAAAAGAAUAGUGCACUGUAACGUAAGAAUGAAGCUGGAUCGUGGGUUAAGGCUUUAAUAAAAUAUUGGCAAAUCGUUGUGGGACCCAAAGAGCAAGAUUAUUAAGCGAAAACGCCGAUUAAAAAAUACUGUACAGGGGCUACCAAAAGAAGUGUGGAUACCGAAAGCAGCUCAGUUCGUGAACAAUUUGCAUAAACCAACUCACCAAAAUGGAUAAUUUCAAUAAAAUAUUUAACAGUGAAAGUGAAAACGGUUGAAGUUUCAAAAUAAACAAAAGUACUCUUUUAUCCCAAAGAAUGCAAUUUCAAGUGCAGUAUAAAGUUCAGCCCGACAGGCUGUCCAAACGAAAAGCAAACAUAUUUUUACAUUGAUGGACAUUUGAGCGUAAUCAAAUAAAAACACACAAAGGAGCAAGGCUCUCACAGAAAAGUCAUAAAGUGUUGGUAAAGUGAAAUUAAAUAUCUUUUAUGAUACAAAAAAAAAAAGGAUUCCAGAGCAGACUAUUAAGUGAAAAUUCAAAUAAAAUAAUUGAAAAGUGGUAUUAAAGUGAUAGUUGAAAAGUGUGUUUGCAUAAAACAGAAUUGAUAAAAUAAGAGCUAGGUGCUCACCAGUAGAAUUUAAUAUUUAGAGUUAAGCUAUGCCAAGUCGCCACUAGAGAAAUAUGGAUAAGCGGCUCAGCGACAGUCCCGGAGAUUGUCGCGUAACCAGAUCCAGCAUGACGCCCACGUUGCGCCUGGAUCAGAGUCCCAGGCCGGAGACCCAUCCCCAGCAGCCGGAGAGCGGCCCGGCUGCAGCACCUGGCAAGUCCAAGUCCCCCACUCCGCUGCCCGGAAAAUCGCAGGCGGCACAGCAUCACCAGUUCCGGGCUCCCCAGCAGCAGCAGGGUCCCAAGAACCGGAACAAGGCCUGGGGCAAGAGGCAGCACAAGGCCGGUGGGAAACACAAUGCCAGUGCCUGCGUUGGUGCCAGUAGCGCCCAGACGCAGUCCACCGGCUCCUCUGCCCCAGCCACGCCCCUGCUGCCCACGACAGCGGCGGCAGCCCACAAGGCCGAUCUCGAGAACAUCCAGAAUAUCCAGAACAAGAAUCAGAUUGCCGGCGGUGGCAACAACCAUCAUGGCAACGCCGGAAGCGCCCAUCACGGUGGCGGCGGCGGUGGUGCCCAUCACACCGGGACGGGCGGAGGUGGACACCAUCACCAUCAUAACACGCGGCUGGCGCAGAACGCCGCCGCCGGAGGAGCGGGCGGAGGAGGUACCAUGCAGCUCUACAAGAAGAUGCUAACGCACCGGGGUCACCACCACCAUGUGUUGUGCGCCGGGAAUAAUGCGAACCACACGUGCUGCUUGGCCACGGGUUGCAACGGCGGCUCUUCCGGCGGAGCGGGCGCGGCCGGAGGCGCAGGUGGCGUAGCGGGAGGCGGUGGAGCGUCCUGCAAGGAGGCGCAGAGCAGCAAGGACACCAGCUCGCUGAGCGGAAACAGCAGCAUUGCGGGCAGCACAGGAGCGGGAAACGCAGUACACUAUUGCUGCGGCCGCAACAAGUUUUUCCUGCCGGAGAAGCGGCUGCGCAAGGAGGUGAUUGUGCCACCCACCAAAUUCCUGCUGGGCGGCAACAUCUCCGAUCCGCUUAACCUCAAUUCGCUGCAGAACGAGAACACGUCGAAUGCUUCGUCCAGCAACAACACGCCGGCGACAACGCCCCGUCAGUCGCCCAUCACCACGCCCCCGAAGGUGGAGGUGAUCAUACCGCCCAACAUCCACGAUCCGCUGCACCUGCUGGAUCCCGUUGAUUCGAUGGAGUACGAAAAGCAGCUGACGUCGCCGAUGAAGCGUGGAGGAGGGGGUGGGGGUGGGAUGCUGCACCACAGGCAGCACCACCACCGCACGCGGAAGAACCGAAAGCGUAGGCGCUUCGAUUCCAACAACACUUCGCAUGCAGGCGAUGAAGGAGGGGGCAGUGGCGAGCUGGCCGACGAACCUACGCUUCCCACGGCCACCUCAUCGUUGGCGGCGUCGCCGGUCGCAGCGCCCGUCAACGUCGGCGGGAGUUUGCUGCUGAGCGAGUCUGCUGCUCCGGCCGCAGGCGAAACGGCGGAAACGGGCCACCAGCAGGCGCAUGUGCGCUCUCCGCAGUCGGCGGCGACAAUGGCCACCGCUGAGAUGCCCACGCCUACGCCGACCGAGGCAGCGGCUGCUACUGCGGCCGAGGAGCAAGUGGAACAGGCGGCAGCACCGGCAGCGACGUCAUCCCCGCAGCGUCAGCAACAUGUGGCCGCCGUUGCCGCGGAGGAGGCUCCCCCUGCCGCUCCGCCCGCUUCUGCUGCUGAGCCGCCGGCGGAUGAGAUGAUGCUCAGCUGCUCGGCAACGUCGGCCACACUGGCGGUGGCAUCGACGCUGGCAGAGAGGCGGGCGCAGGCAAGUCGGGACUUGCGACUGGAUUUGUCGAGCACGUGCUACGGCGUCGGCGGCACGGGGUUGAGCUUUGGCGGCAGCAGCGCAGCCAGCAUUUCCAGCGGAGGAGGAGGAGGUGGCGGUGGUAGGAAGAGAAAAAUCAGCGAGAGCAACAAUUCGCAAAAGAGCAAGAAAUUCCAUCGACACGAUGCCAUGGAUAAAAUCGUCAGUCCGGUGGUUCCGCAACCAGGCGCCUGGAAGAGGCCACCGCGCAUCCUGCAGCCCAGCGGAGCCAGGAAACCCAACUCGCGCCGGUCGACGUCCUUCAGCGAAUCGGAGUUGCUAAGUCCCGUCGAGGAGGUGCCGCCCAAGCAGUUGCCCCUCAUCGAAGUGGAAAUACCCCGUGAUGAUACGCCCGAUUUGCCGGAACACGGUCUGGGCAGCCCGCUGAGCACCACUUCGGCGGCAACCUCCCACACGGCUGGCGAGCAGGAUUCCCUGGCCGGGGUGGACACUAGCAUGGCGGAUGCCUCAGCGUCCGUGGCGUCCGGAGCGUCUACGGCGGCCUUGGCACCAGUGACCAGCAGUCUAAUGCUGGAGCCAGCUCUGAUUCCGCCACUCAAAGUGAUGCCCAAGUUUCGUGCUGAUGGGCUAAAGUACCGGUACGGAAACUUCGAUCGAUACGUAGACUUUCGGCAGUUGAACGAGUUCCGGGAUGUGCGCCUGCAGGUUUUCCAGCGCCAUGUGGAACUGUUCCAGAACAAGGACAUCCUGGACAUUGGCUGCAACGUUGGCCACAUGACCAUUACGGUGGGCAGGCAUUUGGCGCCGAAAACCAUUGUCGGCAUUGACAUCGAUCGAGAGCUGGUUGCCCGGGCCCGGAGAAAUCUUUCGAUCUAUGUGCGCAUACCCAAGGAGGAAAAGGUGCCAGAAAUCAAGGUGGAACCGACGCUGGAAGUGAAGGCAGAGUUAACGCCGGCGGAAAAGACGGAACCCGUGGACGAAGAAGAUGCUUCGGGAUCGGCUCACAAGAAAACGAGACGCGGAAAGAAGCGACGAAAAGUUCAGCAAGCACUUCACCAGCAUCAUCAUCACCAUCACCACCAUCAUCAUCAUGAUAUAGAACAGCUGCAGCAGCAGCAGAAGCUGGACGCACUGCUUGUCAAGCCGCACGAAUUCUUCCCCAUCUCGUUUCCGCUGAUCUACGGAGGAAUUCCUCAUCUGCCACCAUCGAGCAAAUCGCCCAACAUGUUCGGCAACAAGAAUCAGUUCCCGGCGAACGUCUUCUUUAGACACACCAACUAUGUGCUCAAGGACGAAUCGUUAAUGGCCAACGAUUCGCAGCAAUACGAUCUCAUAUUGUGUCUCUCGGUUACCAAGUGGAUCCAUCUUAACUUUGGAGACAACGGCUUGAAGAUGGCCUUCAAGCGGAUGUUCAAUCAGCUGCGUCCCGGUGGAAAGCUUAUACUAGAAGCACAAAACUGGGCCAGCUACAAGAAAAAGAAGAACCUGACGCCAGAGAUCUACAACAACUACAAGCAGAUCGAGUUCUUUCCCAACAAGUUCCAUGAGUACUUACUUAGCUCGGAGGUGGGAUUCAGCCACAGCUAUACACUCGGUGUGCCCCGGCACAUGAACAAGGGAUUCUGCCGACCCAUCCAGCUGUAUGCGAAAGGAGAUUAUACACCGAAUCAUGUGCGUUGGAGCGAUGCUUAUUAUCCGCAGACACCCUAUGAGGCGUAUCGCGGCAUCUACGCAACCCUUCCCGCCCAUCGGAUGGGCGGCGGCGGAAGCAGUGCUGGCGGUAGCCAUAGUGGGCAUGCUCACAUGCUGCACCUCAGCAGCUCCAGUCGGUCGCAGAACUACGACACUCCGCAUUACGCAGGCAGCGCCUCGGGCUCAGCCAGUUGCCGGCAGACGCCGAUGUACCAGCCAACAUACAACCCUUUGGAGACGGACUCAUACCAGCCCAGCUACGACAUGGAGUAUCUCAACCACAUGUACGUGUUCGCCUCUCCGCUCUACCAGACCGUCUGGUCGCCGCCUGCAUCGCUGCGCAAAAGCAGCUCGCACACGCCGGUAUUCGGAAGCGUGCGCGAAGCGGAGCUGGAUGGCGAUGGCAGCGGGGGCGGAGGCAGUGGGGGCGGCAGCUACCAUCGGCACGUCUAUCCGCCCAACGACGACACCUGCUCGCCGAACGCCAACGCCUGCAAUGCGUUCAACUCGAUUCGCGAUGCGGACACGGAUGAUUCCAACCAGCCGCCCAGUGGAAGUCGACGGCAUGUGUACGCCACCAAUUGCGGGGAGAGCUCCUCGUCGCCGCAGGUGAACCACCACGAGGCAGCCGGCGAGUUUGUGGACGCCCUCAUGGACGAUGAGCAGAAGUCAUCUACUGGCGGAGGGACUAGUGGCGUAGCCUAUUGUGAUCUGUCGGAUGCCUAGAAUAGGGAUGGUUUAGACAGGAAAAAUGUGUCAAAAAGAAAAAAAACGAAAAAAUCGAAAAAACUUAAGAAAACCACAAGAGGUUUUCGAAAAGAAAAAAAUUCAAUGUAACCGUAAACGAGACGCUUAUGAUUUUCUAUGGUAUAAUGUGCGUAUAUAUUUUUAUAUAUUGUAAUUUAAUGGAAUGAAUAUAUAUACAAAUAUAUACAGAUCUAUAUAUACAAUUUGAACAGAGAUGCAUGUGUUUAGGUAUAUUGUAAUCUUUAUAGAUAAGGCUAAUCAUUUUUGCUAAAAUGCUUUAUAGUGAACACUUGAUUUGAUCCUGUUGGCAGUUCAAUUGUAAUCCUAGUUUUAAAUCCACCAUAAGCAAUACAAACACAAACACGCUCACACGUAUAUUCAUUCAUAUACAACACACCCACCAACACUCACACAUACGACAAGCUGUAGCUUUAAAUAAUAUUACUAUAUUGUGCUAUAAAAUGUUUAGGAAACGUGAAAGAAUCCCAUGAAAUUAAACUAUUUUUGAUUAACAUUUUGGCAAAGCAAAAAUAUUAAACUGCUACAAGGGAAUGCAAACACAAAAAUGAAAUAAAAUAAACACAAUGGCAAAGCAAAGAAAAUACAAUACAUUAUUACAUUUAGCCUUAAGCAAGUGAGAGAAUGCUUACAAUUAUUUACAUUAGGUUGAAGACUAUGGUUAUAGCUAAGCAAGUGUAGCAUUAUAUUUCAAGUUUGAUCAAUAGCAAGAACCGAUCUUUAACCUUUUCCACCUUCUAAGGGGUAAGCGAAACUUAUGAGUUUUAUCUUUGCUAUGUUUUUGAAACAUUUUAAUGGAAUAUUUUACUUUUUUCUGAGAAAAUGAAAAUUAAUGUAGUCGAAAGAAUUAAAACAGAUAUCUAUAUAUAGAAAAUAAACAUUAUUAUAUUGAAAAUUUGG
This is a messenger RNA of Drosophila rhopaloa, 5899 nucleotides long. RefSeq names its product 7SK snRNA methylphosphate capping enzyme bin3 (gene bin3). The transcript has 8 exons. Gene Ontology annotation, biological process: snRNA modification. NCBI's taxonomy places the organism in Eukaryota, Metazoa, Arthropoda, Insecta, Diptera, Drosophilidae. The coding region runs from base 788 to 4960 and encodes 1390 amino acids. The record is from RefSeq and is a predicted model, not a curated record. Gene Ontology annotation, molecular function: O-methyltransferase activity; RNA methyltransferase activity; snRNA binding.